AUUAGUCCCCACCAUUUUCUUUCUUCUGCUUUUCUUCAAUAAAGUCAACAUUUUGAUAAGAAAAUCAGAAAAAGAGAAGAAACAAAACCCCCCCAAAUCUUGUUUCUUUAAAGUGGGGAUCCCAUAAAUUAAUUGGGUAAAAGAAUAAACGUACAAACAAUGGACGGUCCACGGUUUUAGCUUUCAUAAACGAAAAUCAGAUUGUGAAAUACAAUUACAAAUAUGAUGAUGGUGGUGAGAUAGUGCUUGAAUUUUGGAUUUUCAUCUUCAAGUGCAUUAGCCGUCUAUUACCAUCAUCAUCGUCCAUUCAUCGGUUGUACGGAUCCAAAUUGGAAAAGGAAGAUUGUUCCUUGCUCAACUUUUAUUUUUAGCAGCAUCAAGGGCAGCAUUACCUAAUUCAACAUCCAUGUGCAGGAGAGCAGUAAGUGGCAAUCACUAAGCUAUAAUUGUAAAGUACCAUCAGUGUGGAAUAUUAUUUGAGUCCUGCUCACUUGACUUCGUACUUGGUAGAGAACACAGCAAUACCAGCUGUUAUUUUGUGCAUAUGAUUGAGUGGUUUUAUAGUUUGAAGCACAAAAAAAAAAGAUGGGUUUAAGAGUGAACCUGCUUCUUUUGGUGUUUCUCUCGGUUGUCAUAUUUGGUCAUAGUAUAACAGCUGAACAAGAAGAGCAAACUUUACAAAGAGUGAUAACUGCUCCUCGGAGGAAUGCAGAAGGUGGUGUGAUAGAUGGAUCUGGUACUGAGCAUAUUGGUGAUGAAAUGGGUGCAUGGCAGGACGGAAAUGGUAGAGUCUCAGUGUCAACAGUUGCAAUUUUCACGCUGGCAAUGGCUGCGGCUACUGGUUUGGGAGCUCUCCCAUUCUUUUUUAUGGAGCUUGAUCCUCAAUGGGCUGGAAUAUGCAAUGGGAUGGCAGCAGGAGUAAUGCUUGCUGCAAGUUUUGACCUCAUACAAGAAGGACAGGGCCAUGGAAGUGGCAGUUGGGUCGUAUUGGGUAUUUUGUCUGGCGGUGUUUUCAUCUGGCUUUGCAAGAAGUUUCUUGAGCAAUAUGGUGAAAUGAGCAUGCUGGACAUAAAGGGAGCAGAUGCUACUAAAGUCAUUCUUGUUGUCGGAAUCAUGACUCUUCAUUCUUUUGGUGAGGGAUCUGGUGUUGGAGUUUCCUUUGCUGGCUCUAAGGGUUUAUCACAAGGGUUAUUGGUGACGUUGGCUAUUGCUGUGCACAAUAUACCUGAGGGCCUGGCUGUUAGUAUGGUCCUUGCAUCGAGAGGAGUUUCUCCACAGAAUGCCAUGAUAUGGAGUGUGAUUACAUCACUACCACAGCCUCUUGUAGCAGUUCCUUCAUUUAUAUGUGCGGAUGCAUUCAACAAGUUCUUGCCAUUUGCAACUGGAUUUGCUGCCGGUUGUAUGAUUUGGAUGGUUAUGGCUGAGGUCCUUCCAGAUGGGUUCAAGGAGUCUUCCCCAUCUCAAGUUGCAUCAGCUGCUACACUAUCUGUGGCAUUUAUGGAGGCACUCGGUGCCGUGUUUGAGCAUUUCAGCCACAACUACAGUCAAGAGGAUGCUUCCGGCUUCUUUGUUUCUCUAUUGUUCGGCCUAGGUCCUUUGCUCGGUGGUGUAGCCCUUGUUGCAUUUGCUCUUGCUUUCCGCCUUCGGCAUGCAUUUCUUACCGGUGUGGCCUCUGGCAUUGCCUUUGUCCUUGGUACAUGGCGUCCCCUUCAACUACUUGUCUCUUCUAAGAUGGGGCUUCUUCCACUCCUGUUUCUUCUUGGGGUCGGAACAGCAUUCGUCCACGUACCUACAUCAAUCCUUACGAAUUCUCGAUUGCACAGGAAGACUUCUGCAAACACAUUAUCUACUGUCACCGGCUUAACUGUAAGUGCACUCACGCUUCAAUCAGUCCUGUCUUGUGCAGCAGUCGCCCUUCACGCUCUCGCUGAGGGGCUCGCGUUAGGUGUAGCUGCACCCAAAGCUUACGGCCUUGGGAGGCACAUGGUCCUCCCCGUCUCCCUCCACGGGUUCCCUCGUGGCGCAGCUGUGGCUAGCUGCAUAUUUGGAGCAACCGAUAGUUGGCAUGCAUCCCUUUUAUCCGCUGCCCUAAUCGGGUUUGUGGGGCCGUUAUCAGCCAUUGGAGCUAUACUGGCUGGGAUCGACUACAGCGGGUUGGACCACGUCCUGGUGUUUGCUUGUGGAGGACUUUUCCCGUGCUUCUGGAGCACCGUGAGAAGAGCGGUCAAGUUAGAUAAACGUAAGAGCAUUUUCGGGGUUGUCGUUGGUGUCGUGUUUGCUAGUGUGUGUCUAACUUGCACAAAGCUCGUGUGUUUGCACACACCUUACUGCAACUCUGCUCCUGAAGCUGUAAGAUGAUGUAAUAUGUCAUGUUUAUACUACUCGACACAACACCAAAAAAAAGAAAAGAAAACAUAUUGUAGAAAUGAUUUCUGAGCUUUCUACUUUACAUUCAUUACUGCUGGAAUGCUGCUUAGGGUAUUUUGUAUCUUUAGUGUUAUUUACAAUUUUUUUUUU
Salvia miltiorrhiza (redroot sage) is the source of this 2517-nucleotide messenger RNA. RefSeq names its product putative zinc transporter At3g08650. Gene Ontology annotation, biological process: zinc ion transmembrane transport. The transcript is spliced from 6 exons. The record is from RefSeq and is a predicted model, not a curated record. Lineage: Eukaryota; Viridiplantae; Streptophyta; Magnoliopsida; Lamiales; Lamiaceae. Gene Ontology annotation, molecular function: zinc ion transmembrane transporter activity. The coding region runs from base 586 to 2358 and encodes 590 amino acids. Gene Ontology annotation, cellular component: membrane.